This is a messenger RNA of Hypomesus transpacificus, 1737 nucleotides long. RefSeq names its product homeobox A5a (gene hoxa5a). Gene Ontology annotation, cellular component: nucleus. The transcript is spliced from 2 exons. The record is from RefSeq and is a predicted model, not a curated record. Gene Ontology annotation, molecular function: RNA polymerase II cis-regulatory region sequence-specific DNA binding; DNA-binding transcription factor activity, RNA polymerase II-specific. Bases 138 to 977 code for a protein of 279 amino acids. Gene Ontology annotation, biological process: anterior/posterior pattern specification; regulation of transcription by RNA polymerase II. NCBI's taxonomy places the organism in Eukaryota, Metazoa, Chordata, Actinopteri, Osmeriformes, Osmeridae.
UUCAUCAUAAAUUGUGCAAGGGUGCUAUAGAACGCGCAAAACCAUCAAGAGCCACAAAUCAAGCACGCACGUUAUUACUUCGGCUAAAAUAAAAAACAACAUAGGAGUUCUACAACGAACAAAAACUGGAAUUGUCAAUGAGCUCCUAUUUUGUAAACUCAUUCUGCGGUCGCUAUCCCAAUGGCGCGGACUUCCAGUUACAUAAUUAUGGAGACCACAACUCGGCAAACGACCAAUACAGGGACUCAACAACCAUGCAUUCCAGCAGGUACGGCUAUGGUUACAAUGGGAUGGACCUCACUGUUGGUCGUGGCGGCACUGGACACUUUGUGGCCAGCGAACGGGCGCCCGAGUACUCCCCGAGCCAUUCGGUUGCAACGACGUCCUCUAUAGAACCAGCCAGGUACACUCAGCCCUCAAGCGCCACCGGGAACGUGUCUCUCUCGCCACCACCUGACCCUCUCCCCUGCUCCUCUUCUGUUGCGAACUCGUCCCCGGUCACCGAAUCACCUCAGCACCACCCCAUAAAGAACUCCAUAACAAGCUCCUGCUCAACUCCGAGCUCGAACGGCGGCACGCUGGUGAACCGGGUCUGUGUGUCUAAAUCUACCACCAUCCAGGAAGAGAAACCCGCGGGAAGCGCGCAAACAACUUCCCAAAAUGUCACCGAUUCUGCACAGCCCCAGAUAUACCCCUGGAUGAGAAAACUGCACAUAAGUCACGACAGUUUGUCUGGACCAGAGGGGAAGAGGGCGAGGACAGCCUACACGCGCUACCAGACCCUGGAGCUCGAAAAAGAGUUCCACUUCAAUAGGUAUCUGACCCGCAGGCGGAGGAUCGAGAUAGCGCACGCGCUUUGUCUGUCAGAACGCCAGAUCAAAAUCUGGUUCCAGAAUCGAAGGAUGAAGUGGAAAAAGGACAAUAAACUGAAAAGCAUGAGUAUGGCGGCGGCGGGGGGUGUGGGGUACCGUCCCUGAUAUUCAGUUGCUUGAUAGACUUUCCAUGGGCUGUCUGUGGACAGUAAACAACCACGUGUCCAAUACGGCCUUUCAGAAACACCUCCUCAUUAUGUUUAUUUUUUACAGUGUUAAUGUUUGUGUGAGUAAACAAAUACUUCUGUACAUUUCUGUGUAGAGUUAGAAAAACAAAAACGAAUGGUAAAUAACGAAUGGUGUUUGUUUAACUUAUUCAUUGUUCAGACGAAAAUAGAUAAUAAGCUUGAAGUCUACGAAAAUGAAUCCGUAAAAUAUGUAUUAAAAGUUGUGUAAUGCACUCAAAACACUAUAUAAAGUCUACUCGAAUAGGUAGUGGGGGUUUGAGUUGCUUUUGUGAAUAGCAUUUGUUUUAAUAUGUAAGUAUGUUAUGUAUUUAUUUUAUUGUAGUGUACCAUACUGUCACCUGGCUCCUAUAGCCUAAACUUAACAGGCCUUCUGUGAUUUUGUGUGCGUUGUGAACAAUGUGUGUGGCUAUGCUUUUAUAUCCUUCCUUUGCACGGGCUGCUGUACAGUUAUUCACUUGGUGGAGCGUCUUGUGCUUUUGUUUUUAAUUAUUAAUUUGUAUCAGUCUGUAGCCUAUAUUUCACGUGGAUAUCUCCGCAGUGAAUCCCAUUGCUUUUAAGUGUAGCUUAUUGCUCCAUAGUGAUAAUGAGCUUUUGUAAAUGUUUUUAAAGAAUGACUGGAAAUUGUAUACAUAUAAGUAUGAAAUGGAUUAUAAAUAAACUUUAUACUCGGAACAACA